Onychomys torridus (southern grasshopper mouse) is the source of this 2709-nucleotide messenger RNA. RefSeq names its product 5-hydroxytryptamine receptor 1D (gene Htr1d). Gene Ontology annotation, molecular function: G protein-coupled serotonin receptor activity. NCBI's taxonomy places the organism in Eukaryota, Metazoa, Chordata, Mammalia, Rodentia, Cricetidae. Gene Ontology annotation, cellular component: plasma membrane. The coding region runs from base 761 to 1885 and encodes 374 amino acids. The record is from RefSeq and is a predicted model, not a curated record. The transcript is spliced from 2 exons. Gene Ontology annotation, biological process: adenylate cyclase-activating adrenergic receptor signaling pathway; regulation of behavior; regulation of locomotion.
GUCGUGAGGAGGCCGGGUUGCUGCCCAGGGGGAUGCGGAGUGCCCACAGUGUCGGCCGGUACCUGCCGGCGGGGAGCCGAGCUUCCGAACACGUCUCCAUGUCUGUGAACCAGCAGUGACCCAUUUGUUUUGCCUUCUCCUAGCUCAUGCAUUUUUUUGAGUCUUGGUAACGGGAAUGUUUUGUCUGGUCAGACUCAAAGCCGUCAGCAGGAUAGAACCAACAACGCUGAGGACCAAUGACGUGUCGGGAGGAUCCUGGGAAAAUGGAGCUGUUGAUGGCACACCUCUGAAUCAGCUGCUACUUCUUGUCUCCAGUUUUCAAAGCUCUUAAAAGUUCUCUGGAAGUGACCAGAAUCUUCCCUAAGUAUGAACAAGGAAAUGUAGAAGUUUUCAGUAAAUACGUCUCGGUCUUGAAAAGAACUAGAAUGCCAAAGACAAGAACCCCAGCACUCUGCCCAUCCUCCUGUGAGACCCUGGUAAUUCUCUAACAAAUCCAUCAUGUGUCUGCUGGGCUGGAGCAUCUGCUGGGAAAAGUUCCAGAACCCCAAGAUGCCUUGAGGUUUGUCUGCUUCCAGAAGCAGCUAGUGGUGGCCUUGGUGUUCUUUCCUGGGCAUGUCCUGAGAGCUUUUUUCUGUGCUCUGUUCUGAUGUAUGGCCUCCACAAUUGUGCAGCCGAAGGAUGACCUUGCUCUUUGGGUGGGACAAUAGUGAAGGAGGGAGCCGUGUGAGUAGAAGUCUGUGGGAAGAGAGCAACACUGAGCAUGUCUUUGCCCAAUCAGUCCAUAGAAGGCCCUCCCCAGGAGGUCUCCAACAGAUCCCUGAAUGCUACAGGGGAUUGGAACCCACAGGUCUUGCAGGCGCUCAAAAUUUCCCUUGUGGUGAUCCUUUCCCUCAUCACACUGGCCACUGUCCUCUCCAAUGCCUUUGUACUUACCACCAUCUUGCUCACCAAGAAGCUCCACACCCCGGCCAAUUAUCUCAUUGGCUCCUUGGCCACCACCGACCUCCUGGUUUCUAUCUUGGUCAUGCCCAUCAGCAUAGCCUAUACUACCACCCGCACCUGGAACUUUGGCCAAAUCCUGUGUGACAUCUGGGUGUCAUCUGACAUCACAUGCUGCACGGCCUCCAUCCUACAUCUCUGUGUCAUUGCUCUGGACAGGUACUGGGCCAUCACCGAUGCCCUGGAGUACAGCAAACGCCGGACAGCAGGCCACGCAGCAGCCAUGAUUGCGGCAGUCUGGGCCAUCUCCAUCUGUAUCUCCAUCCCACCCCUCUUCUGGAGGCAGGCCACAGCUCAUGAGGAGAUGUCCGACUGUCUGGUGAAUACAUCUCAGAUCUCUUACACCAUCUACUCCACCUGUGGGGCCUUCUACAUCCCAUCCAUCUUGCUCAUUAUCCUGUAUGGCCGCAUAUACGUGGCCGCCCGGAGUCGCAUCCUGAACCCACCCUCCCUCUAUGGGAAGCGCUUCACCACGGCACAGCUUAUCACAGGCUCUGCGGGCUCUUCACUCUGUUCGCUCAACCCCAGCCUCCACGAGAGCCACUCACACACAGCCGGCUCCCCUCUCUUUUUCAACCAGGUGAAAAUCAAGCUUGCUGAUAGCAUCCUCGAACGCAAGAGGAUCUCUGCAGCUCGAGAAAGGAAAGCCACUAAGACCUUGGGCAUCAUCCUGGGGGCCUUUAUCAUCUGCUGGCUGCCUUUCUUUGUGGUGUCUCUGGUCCUCCCCAUCUGCAGGGACUCCUGCUGGAUCCACCCGGCCCUCUUCGACUUCUUCACGUGGCUGGGUUAUUUAAACUCCCUCAUCAAUCCCAUCAUCUACACUGUGUUCAAUGAAGACUUUCGACAAGCAUUUCAGAAAGUUGUCCACUUCCGGAAGGCCUCCUAGUCGGAUUUGGGGGUGACUCUUGGUCAUUGUUAUAUCCUGUAACCUGACUAAGGUUGCCUUUUUAAAUUAUUGUUGUUUCUCUAAGACUUGGAUUGAUGUGUACUAUCUUGGGUCUUGGAUUAAUAAUCAAUAGACUCGUUCUAUAUUCAACUGCCAGCAUCUUUCAGACUUUUGAGUCACCUAAAGCUAGGCCAUUGUGUGAAAGGGGACGGGAUUGAAAAUGUCCCUUAUCUAAUAUUCUCAUGGUUCUCUGGAUCGGAAGAACUCUAAGCUACAGGACUGAGGUGAGGAACUGUCUUAUUCUCUAGCAGGCUCAGAGGGAAGGCCUUCUGGUCUACCUGGGAUCUUAUAUGGGACCGUGGAGAGUGGGUAUGAUUAAUGACUUGAAUUAGAGAGAAUUUGGGGUCAGAAUGGAGGGGUCACCAUCUUCUAUAGCUUCUUGAUUAGAAAAUAACACCCAGUUGCUUCCACUGGGUCCUGGUUGUCCAAAAGGAAAGUGGUACUGGUGAUGCAGAGUGAUGUGGACAGAAAUUCAGAAGGUGGCAUCAGGGGAGAGGGAUACUUGGGACCAGAUCAACUACUCUGCAUCCUUUAUCCUUCCCUCUAUCUCUAGCAUAUAAUUUUCAGAAGUUCAAACCUACCAUCAUGCCACUCAAGAAGACUGACAAGUGUUGGACCCACCCACCAAGCUUUGAUUGGGUCACCCCAUUCUGCCCAUUCUGAUUUUUUUUUCUGAAUCAUUAUUUAUUAUUUUUUUUUUACAACUCAUUGUCAUCAGAGUUCCUAAGAUGUGAAGUCUUAUCAAAUAAAAAGCAUGCCACAUA